CCGGGUCAGCCUCCCUCGGGAGACUCCAUUUGCUCUCCGUGAGAUCUGGCUGCCGUGCCUGCAGGCGGGGGGGCGAUGCCCGCGGCCGGAGGACGGGCGUCCCCUGCGCCAAGCGGCCGCUCGCUGGCGGGCUGGCGGCGGCGGUGACACCCCUGUCGCCGGCGUCCAGGCGGAACCCGGGCUCCCUCCGCGGAGGAAAGACGCCCCGCGCUCCGGAGCUCGCCCGGCGGGGACAGAGAGGCCCUCGCUAACUCGGCUCCUCUCUGACCUCUUAAUUUCAGGAGGUUUCAAAGGCUCGAGUCCCUACCCAGCCCCGCAGGAGCUACUUAUGUUGGCCCAUGGAGGAUCGGCUUUCACCAGGACUGUUGUAACGUCUUCACCGAGCCUUCCACCCCGUAGUCUCUACCUUGAGCCCUGAUUUCCACCAAUGAAAUGUUUUUGAUGCUUUCCUUAAUCAUGUGACCUCCCCUUGCCCCCCUCCCUUCUUCUUUCCAGUUGUCAAGUCCAUUAGUUGUAAGUUGUGUGGCGCUGAGAUACUAAGGGUUUUUUGCCUGUCCACUUUCACCUUGACUGCACCAGCUCGCCUUACCUUGCUUGAUGAUUUCCAUAAGCACCCAGGUGCUACCUAGAGCAGUCCUGGCCCAGGAGAGACGCGUCCGUACAGGCUACUGCCUGACAAUACAGUAUAGUCAGGCGAUAAGUUUUCUCACUCUACUUUCCCGUAUAUUAACUUUCAAGUCCUCUCAAGCUAUUUUCGUGCACUUUUCCCAAAAUACUCCCAACCUCAUUCUUAGUGGCUUUGGCAAAGAACCUUCCCUGCAGUGAUGACAAGAAUUAGGUACAGUAAGACUGUUUUAGAGACCUUGGCAGUACAGCAUAGGUUCAGCUUCUAGCUUUAAGUAAGAUUGCAGUUUAUGAAAAGAUCAUUUUUUAUGAAAAGAUCUUCAAGGAUGAACAAAGAUGGGAGAUAGUGCUAACUGGAGUUCUUUCUUGUCAUAAGAACUUCUUAAAAUGCAAAUGAAGAGACUUAUACAGACCUUGUUUGAAAGUUGGCCAGCACACUAUCCAUCCAGGUCCUAGGGGGAAAAGAAAAGAUCUGAAUUUUCCAUUUUCUAGUCAUUUUGUAUCCAAAUCUAAGUUGUUAAUUAUGCUGUUCUACUAAUCAUCUAAAAUAUUAGACACUUAAAAUGUUGGGGAAACGUAAGCGUGUGGUAUUGACAAUUAAGGACAAGCUUGACAUUAUUAAGAAACUUGAGGAAGGCAUCUCUUUCAAAAAGCUCUCUGUGGUGUAUGGAAUUGGUGAAUCCACAGUUCGUGAUAUUAAAAAGAACAAAGAAAGGAUUAUAAACUAUGCUAACAGUUCGGAUCCUAUAAGUGGGAUAUCCAAACGUAAAUCUAUGAAGUCAUCAACGUACGAGGAACUUGAUAGGGUUAUGAUCGAGUGGUUUAACCAGCAGAAAAUGGAUGGGAUUCCAGUGUCUGGAACUAUUUGUGCAAAACAAGCCAAGUUUUUUUUUGAUGCUCUGGGGAUGGAAGGUGAUUUUAAUGCAUCCUCAGGCUGGCUAACUCGAUUUAAGCAGCGCCAUGGAAUUCCCAAGGCUGCUGGUAAAGGAACAAAGUUAAAAGGGGAUGAAACUGCUGCUAGUGAAUUUUGUGGUAACUUUCAGGAAUUUGUUGAGAGAGAGAAUCUACUGCCAGAGCAAAUUUACGGUGCUGAUCAAACUGGAUUGUUCUGGAAAUGUCUGCCGUCAAGGACAUUAGCUUUUGACACUGAGCAAAGCACUUCUGAGUAUAGGUCAAGCAGAGAAAGAAUCAUUAUUAUGUGUUGUGCAAAUGCCACGGGUUUGCACAAACUUAAUCUUUGUGUUGUGGGAAAAGCAAAAAAGCCCCGUGCAUUCAAAGGCACUGACCUUGCAAACCUUCCUGUCACUUACUUCAGUCAAAAAGGUGCAUGGAUUGAACAGUCUGUUUUCAGACAGUGGUUUGAGAAAUGCUUUGUGCCACAGGUGCAGAAGCAUUUGAAAUCUAAAGGGCUUCUAGAAAAAGCAGUGCUUCUUUUAGAUUUUCCCCCAGCACAUCCAAAUGAAGAACUGUUGAGUUCGGAUGAUGGCAGAAUAAUUGUGAAAUACUUGCCACCAAAUGUCACAAGUCUAAUCCAGCCUAUGAGCCAGGGAGUUUUAGCCACAGUCAAAAGAUACUACCGAACAGGACUUCUCCAGAAAUACAUGGAAGAAGGAAUUGAUCCACAAAUGUUUUGGAAGAACUUGACAGUGUUGGAUGCAAUUUAUGAAGUGUCAAGAGCUUGGAAUAUGGUAAAAUCAGGUACCAUAAUUAAAGCAUGGAAAAAACUUUUCCCUGGCAAUGAAGAAAAUUCAGUAAUGAACAUUGAUGAAGGAGCCAUUUUAGCAGCUAACUUAGCAACAGUUUUACAGAACACAGAAGACUGUGAACAUGUUGACAUUGACAAUAUUGAUCAGUGGUUUGACGCUCAGAAUAAUGACUCAAACUGUCAGGUGCUAACUGACAGCAAAGGUGCUGAGGACCAGGCCAAGACUACUGAGCAAAAGCCUUCCAGUAAGAUGAGAAAAGCAGAACUGAAUCCAGAGAAGCUUAUUAGCCAUAAAGCUGCACUUGAAUGGACUGAAAAUUUGCUGGAUUAUCUAGAACAACAAGAUGACAUGCUACUGUCAGAUAAAUUGGUAUUACGCAGGCUUCGGACCAUAAUAAGAAGAAAACAGAAGAUCCAAAAUAAAAGUCAUUCAUAGUGCCCUUAAGUGUGGCAGUGUAUUUGCAUCUUUGUGACUGUUUAUCUGUAGUAGAACUGACCUUGUUUGGAUUCCAAGGCCAAUACAUUUUAGAAAUAAUUUUAGGAUUAGAUGGCAUUUUGGAUUACUUAAAUUACAGCUCUUUAACGUUGACUCUAGUAAUUGAGUGUUGACGUUGACGUGUAACUUGGCUGUCUCCUGUUUCUAAUCUGUAUUAUGUUAAUUAGAUUAUAAGGUACCUGAGGCCAGGGAUCUGUGUCUGUUUUGUGCCUGAAUUUCAAUGUGUCUAAUAACAGACAGUGCACACUAAUAGGCACUCAAUAAAUCUUACUUAAAUCAAAUUUUUAUGA
Messenger RNA from Castor canadensis (American beaver), 3115 nucleotides. It is a transcript of the gene Tigd2, whose product is annotated as tigger transposable element derived 2. The record is from RefSeq and is a predicted model, not a curated record. Lineage: Eukaryota; Metazoa; Chordata; Mammalia; Rodentia; Castoridae. Gene Ontology annotation, molecular function: DNA binding. Gene Ontology annotation, cellular component: nucleus.